This is a messenger RNA of Neurospora crassa OR74A, 9249 nucleotides long. RefSeq lists its product as hypothetical. Gene Ontology annotation, cellular component: preribosome, large subunit precursor; nucleus; preribosome, small subunit precursor. The transcript is spliced from 7 exons. Lineage: Eukaryota; Fungi; Ascomycota; Sordariomycetes; Sordariales; Sordariaceae. Gene Ontology annotation, biological process: rRNA processing. Gene Ontology annotation, molecular function: heme binding. Bases 1 to 9249 code for a protein of 3082 amino acids. The record is from RefSeq and is a predicted model, not a curated record.
AUGGGCCGCGCAACAUACGCUUCCAUUGGCGAGAUUGGGCCGGAUACCGAGGACUCUCUCCCACAAUAUCCACAUACGGAAGAGCUUCGGCGUUAUGGCGGCUGGAUGAACCCUUACUUUAUAAACUUUGGCCAGUCGGGUCUCGAGACCCAGUAUCCCUCCUUGCCCAGCUUGGGCAUGGACAUGAGCAAUGAAGAAGCUGCACGUCAAGAUCCUCUGCCCAUCCCGUCGCCGCCCCAGUUGGAUACCUUUUUUUUGGCCGAGCGCUUCCAGCACGAGAUCAACGAUGGCUUCAAGGCCUGGCAACUCGCCUCUCUUCACCAGAGCCUCCCCCCCGUCAGCGAAGCCUCCAUCGCCGUCAACCCCCAAAUGUGGCACCCAAUCUUCCAAAAGGCCCGCUGGUACGACCUCAAGUCCCCCGUCGACAUUACCGACACGUCUCUCACCGCUCCCCAUUGGUCCAUCGACAAUCCCGACGUCUUUGCCGAGUUGGGCAUCUGCGUAGAGAUGGCAAACAAGAUCUUUGCCGAGGCCCAGUGUACCAAGUGGCUACACGCCCUCUUGCUAAAAGACUGGGACCCAAUUACGGGAACCGAGUACCAAAGAUACAACAGACGGACGGGCGUCGAGGCCCAGCGCUUUCAAGCUCACGGUGACCCAGAUGCCCCCUUGACCCAGGCCGCACGGAUACGGCUUUACAACGAGACCACUGACCUCGCCGACCGCAUUGUUUGGUCCUUCUUUGACGGCGACGAUCCUAAUGCAUUUGGCUUCGCAAAUUCGAGGGGGGACAAGUUCACGUCGGCAUAUACAAUGCUUGCAAAGGACAAGAGCACAGACGAACAAUUUGUCGUCAUUCGCAUGAAUGCUCGGAUUUUGAGGACUUUGCUGCAAGACAACAACGGUACCAACAACCCGGCGGAAUGUCUUCGAUACGGCGAAAAACACAUUGCUCGUCUGCAGUUUGCCGUUACGAUGAUACACGAAUUGGCGCAUGCGCUUAACUUUGCCGCAUUGCUUAAAGAAGGUGACGCUCCUGAUACGUACGAACCAGUAUACAACAACGAGUGGGUGGCUGAGCUGGGCUAUUCAAUCGAGAAUAAUCUCUUUGGUGGUACAUUUCGCUACACCCCAGAAGGCACAGAAAAUGAUCUAAUUCCGUCCACACUGCCCGGUUUGCGGCAGUAUGGGCUGGCCCUAUACACAUUUGAAGACACCACUUGGAUAUAUGGCUCAAGUAACUAUACCAUCGACAACCAUAUUCACUGGCCCCCAGGUCAGCCCAUAUCCUUCGACAGGUAUCCCAUUCCCGCCUUCUUCGCAGCCUCCCUCCAACUCCAAGAUUUUUGGGACGUGUUGGUAGGAACCAAAGGCCGAAGUGCCCUACGGCCACCCCGCCCCUUUAGGACCCCCGUACUGGACCAGCACGAGAUCACCCGCGUCUUCUCCGUGGUCCCCAACCCCAACAACCCCCAAAACUUUGACGCAUAUCCUGAAAUAGCCGCUAGAUACCAAGAUUGCGUCGACCACCUCCAACUCCGCAAGAAAGCAUGGAAACGCUGGCGCGGCAUUUCAGGACAAAAUGACCAUUUCACCCAAGCCUACGCCUACUGGCAACGCACCCCUUACUCCCUUGCGGGAUGCCGCAACUGCGUCGAAGUGUUCAGCGAUGCCGCCUCCUGUCGCGACGAGAAGACUUGCACGGCCAUGAUCAACACGCUUCAGACGAGGAUCGAGGAAUGGGAGCAACGCGCCGGCCCGGCCCAGUCCCUGGGCUUCGUCUACCGCAUUCUGCUCCACCUCAUGAGAGCGGCUAUUCCCUGGCGAAGGAAAGCGGUCCGGUUCAAAAACAAGCGAAAGAAUUUCCAGACUGAAGCGCCCAACCUUUGGCAUCCGAGCAUCAACGCUCUUGUCAAGGGAACGAGGUGGAGAUUUCCCGAUCGCCAUGUAUAUGGCAACGACGCGGGCACGACCUGGACCACGUUGAACCUGUACGGCCAAAAAUAUGCGUCUCACACUGCCUACGACGCCCGUGUCGAUGUCAUUUCCACAGCCCUUCGCGAUGGGCGCAAGUGCUGGACCAUCACCCCGACUCCCAUAGGGCUGCUGGAUGCCAUCAGGCAGUUGGCACAUGAGCUCCUUGCUGCACUCGACCACGAGGCGGAUCUCCGCGGCCUGGAAACUGAGGGCUGGCUGCCCUUCAACUUUACUUUUCCGGACUGGGUCAUGGGCUUCGAGAAGGGAGGCUCGAACCAGGUCGGCGACGUGGUGGAAGUGUCGGAAGCGGAGGAGAAGCGGAGGAAUAGGAAUGCACAUCGUGCGUUCCUAGGGAGCGCGCCGUCGUCGCCUGUCGGUUCGUGGGCAUCUGAUGCCAGUGAUCGUGAUGAUGAUAUGAGUGAUAGUGAUCAUGACAGUGACGACGACAGUGAUGACGACAGCGACGACGACAGUGAUAAUGAUAGUGACAUUGAGAUGGGCGGUCAGGAACAGAGUCAGGGUCAGGGUAUUGCCAGUCGUCUAAAGAUGGUUCUGGACAUUGGGAAACUGAGCGGUGUCUCGAAAGCCAUGAAGAGCCGGGGUCCCACCCGCGGUAUCUCCAAACCUCGUGGCCGUGGUUUCCGCGGUAGACGAGGCGGUGAUGGUGGUGGCCGAGGAGGCGGUAACCCCGGUGCCGGUCUUAUCCGCCGUCGCGGUCCCCUCCGCGCAGGCAGAUCCCAAAAAGCCUGGCGAUCCGUAACCCACGAUGUCGAUGAUAGCGACGAGGAGGAGGAGGAGGAGGAGGAGGAAGAAGAGGAUGACACUGAUCCUGAUGCUAUGGACAUAGAAUACGCAAGCCUCUCUUCGCUCUCUCCCCCACAGCAAAAUUCGCCUAUCCGAUCUAACCAGUCCCUCCCCGACGAUCUCAAUUUCUCCCAGCUGCAGCUUAACAACCGCCACCGCUUCGUUCUGGACGAGUUUUACAAGCAUGGCUUUCUCUCCAAAUCUGAAGCCUUUCAACUCUUGCUAGCCCACUACAACUUCCACAACUUUGACGAAACCUGGGAGAAGUUGGGACAACCGUACUUCGAGUGGCCUGCCGAAGGCGAAUGGGUCAAUACAUAUAAUGGUGACGAGGCUUUGGCAGACGUGAAGGAUGUGUGGAGGACAAAAAAGCAUUGGAGUAGGGGGGAGGUUGCUGAUCAUUGGCGACCUCUAAAAGAGACGACUGGGCCGAGGUGGGUGUUGGUAAGGUGGCGCGGGGAGGAACAUAUCUAUGAUCUUGGUGGUGGUGUUGAACAGUGGAAAUCAACCGCUCAGGACCUUUUCUGCUACCACCGCCCCCACAAAAAAAGCACAGUCAAGUCACACGUUGCCCAACGGUCUCCCCAUGGCUGGGUGGUCAUCCAUAACACGAUCAAGAAAUAUCUCCAGUCAAAUGCUCAUACGCUGUUUCGCGGUAAGCUCCUGCGCGAGAGAACGCUAGAAGAGGUGAGAGAGUUUCAUGGACGGGAUGGGGGGCCAAGGUGGGCGUAUAUCGGGAGGGAUGUUUUUGAUCUUAGUAGCAUCCCAGAGGAACACGAUGGCUUUUUGAAGAUUUUCGUCCGCAACAACAUUGCAACCUGCCAGGACUUGACCCUGUUCUGCCAUAAGUACAAGAAAAACCCCAUGGAUCUUAAAAACCUGCUGUGGCCGUGGCGGUGCGCAGUUCUCAAAGACUACAUUAUGGAACCCCCGCCGAGACGGACACUGGAUGUUUUUACGGAAAGGGAGCUUGGACGGCAUAUUUUCAAGGAAGUAGGGAUGUAUAUUCGCAUCCAAAACAAUGUCUAUGAUAUUUCUGAGUAUGUGGAAGACCACCCCGGCGGCGCCAGACGCCUAGCCGUCAACGCCGCUCGCAAUGUCACGGACAUCUUCACCGAGAAGCAUGUCCUCGACCAGGAAACAUAUUCUUGCAUCAUUCGCCCCUCUCAGGACACCGAAGAGGAGACCGUAAAGGACAGGCUAUCCAAAGUCCUGAAAAAGUUUGGACACCUCCGGAUCGGCUUCGUAAUCCCGGAGGUCCAGCCAGAUCACCAGCUCGGCCCUAGGAGCCUGGUCCUUAACGGUUACAUUUACGAUCUUGCUUAUAUCGAGGACCGCAACGGCCGACCUCCAUAUCGCUCAUGGCUUACCCCCUCAGCGCUCGGAACCCUCCGCCAACUCUACGGUCAAGAUAUCACGGAACUCUACAACAGCGAGACUAGGCGAGGUCAACAGCUGCGCGAGAUCUUUCGCGAAGUAUCCAAACUUAAAGCCGAUGUAAUCAAGGGGAAGAUCUACCGCCCUCCCACUCGGCAGAUUACUCUCCGCGAGCUGAAACACCACGGCAUCAAAACCCUCGCCACAAAGACCCAGCGCAAGCACAGAGCCGCUCAGUGGGCGAAGCUGGUCUACGCCGGUGGCCGAACCCUAGCCCAAUGGGCCCACAACAGCAUCGUCAAUAGCGAGCCCGCUCUAUGGGUAAACGUCGGUGGCAUAGGCGGACUUGUCUACGACGUCAGCGAGAUUGCGCGGUACGCUAAGCCUCGUAUAGCGCGCCUUGCAAGGUCCGUUUCGGGCACGAUGAUCCCUUCUGCGUUUGUCAACGAGGAAGAAGAAAGUCAAGCACCAAGAGAGGAAGAUGGCGCGGAUGUGAUUCGGGAGUAUAACGCGAAGUUGAUAGCCACGAUGCUAACGGUGGUCUUUGCCGCGAGGGCGGUUGGUGUUUUGGUGGAGGAUCCGCCGGGUAUGAGCAUGAGGGAGCAAGAGGGGGUGGCGGAAAGUGCUGGGGAGAGUGAGAACACGGAUUGGGAAGAGCCUUGGGUAUAUGCAGGUGAUGGUAAGGCAUAUGUUGAUGUCGCUGGUGAAGAAGGGAAUGGAGAACAAGAAGACAACUGGGAUAUCGACCCAGACCUGCUUUCCAGCCGGGAUCGUGCCAAACUCGCCCGGCGACAGAACGUCACGCCUAGUCCACCUCGUUCUCAACCAACCCCAGGCUCCCGGCCGUCUGCCCGUGUUCCCACCCCGGGAUCAGUACUGGUAGCCCCUACCGUGGACAAUAGCGCCGCCCUCUUCCGACCUGGAGGACGUCGACUCCCUCCUCAAAGCCAGACCCGGAACAAUAACCUCGCUCGCCGUCUCGACUUCGAAGCGGCACCAGCCCCGAGACCAACCAACACCCCCCAGAUACAUGGCAAGAGACCAAGAAGUGAGCUAUCGGAAAUCAUCGAUGGCAUGAAGAUCAACUUCAACUUCCAGAGCAAGUCAACGGAUACUAGUAGCUCCUCCAACGAUGACAACGACGCACCCCCUUCCCCCACGGCUGGGAAAAAGGGCAGACCAAGAGUAGUCAGACCCAAAAAAAGGAAACGACCACUGAAACGGUCAGCAGACAAAUCUUCGUCACAACCGCAGGCUAAACGGCCUCGAUUAACGGGACAAGCUGCUGAAGAUGAUGCCGCGGCUAAGAAAGACCAGGUAAAAGGGAAGAAAAAGACCAAGCCGGCGGAAGCGGCUGCGAAAGCAAAGGCGGAUACGGGGAAGAGGAAACCCAUCAAGAGGGGGCCUGCUGGCAAGAGUCAGGCGCCGGCGUCGGUGCCGCUGCCGAAGGGGAGUACACCUGUUUGUCCUGGUGCGGGUGCUGGUGCUGGUGCUGUGCCGAGUAAGCAUGUGGCGCCUGGAAUUAUUGAGGAAAGAAGGCCCAUGGCUACUGUCCUUGAAGGAAAUGAAAGAGAGAGUAAUGUCGGAGAACGUAGAGGUCAGAAGCGAGACAGGAGUGAUUCACUUGAAAACUCGCAACAAUGGCUAAAGGAGAAGAGAAAUCAAGGCAAGAGGGCAAGACAAUUGUCACCUGACGAGCCGGAGCAAGAACAAGGAGGUAACAAUGAGGAUGCUGGCGACGGACAGAAAGACCGUCAACGCCCGGCAACUUCCCAGCCUCAAGGCCGGCGAGAGGCUGGAAGAGGUCAAGGUCAGUCCCAGCGUCAACCGCCAUCGGGACGAGCACAAGCUGCUGCACCUGGAGGCGAUCCGCCAAGCCAGCCAUCUUCACAGGGCUCAGAGGGCAGAAGGCCAGGUCGAAGGGUGGGAAGCAGCCCCCACCGACCCAUUUCCAUCUCAAGUCGUGAGUCGACUUCCAGUGACGACGACGGGAGGAGUCCACCCCGUCAGCCCGCCGGCCGGAAUCCAAAGCGUGGACCCUCUGCCCCUCUCCAUUCACCAGGUGCAGCACGCACAGAUUUAAUAAGAAGUCCAGGUCGAUCGAUUGGUCGCCGAUUCCCACCUCAACCUCAAACGGACAAUGGUGAAGUCGAGAACGUCGUCGAAGAAGAAGACGACGACGAUCUUUUUGGCCACGAAGACGAUCUUUUUGGCAUUCCAAACGAAGAUAUAGACAUGGACCACAACGCCCAACAAGAACUUGAAGAAGCCGCCGCCGCCGCCCAAGAUGAACCCAACCCCGAACAAGAAGUUCCACAACCAGGUAUCCCCUCCCCCGUCAGACCCCGACAACCCCGAAUCAAACAUGUCAACCGUGCACCUCCAGUGAGAGAACAGCCCGUUCAGAAUCGCCCUAUUCCAGGCCGUGGCAAGUUCGUUCCCGGUCAGGGACCCAGUCCGGGCCCGAUCAGACGGUAUGAACCGGGCUCGGACGAUAGGGAUCAGUUCACUGGUUAUAGGGAGAGAGAUGAGGACAUGUCUAGCGCUGAGGGGACGGAUAAAGAUGACAAUGAGGAUCAUAAUACGGAGGACGAGGAUGAUGGCGAUUAUGAAGAUGAGGAUGGUGAUGGUGCUGGGCGUGGACAUUCUGGUGGCUCUCGCAGAUCGAGGGGUUCUCGUGGCUCUCGUGGAUCCGGCGCCAACAGAUGGUCAGAGUAUUCAGGUGACAGUAUGUUCCACUCUCCUGACCGAAACAGGAACAGGCAUGCCGAGAGGGACGCUACGCCUGAACAAGAAGACAACGACGAAGAUGUCGCUAUGGGCGGCGUUGAUGGCGUCGACAACGGAGAAGAGCAGCUCCCCAAAACUCCACCGCCAGUCGACAACCGCGAUCCCCGCCAUCCGGACUACAUCACUCCCCACCUCCGGCCCGAGUACACCCCGCGCCAGCGCGCCUAUUUACUCGAAUUACAUAAUAACCGCAUCAACUAUUCUCCCACCUCUCGACAGCAAUUUGACAGGCAAGCGCGAUACGAGUACACCGUCAAUCGACCAGCGCUCCCAGGUAGACGUCGUGCCGCCUUCAGGACACCCGCCAGGUUUCUAGUCAAGGGGACACCCCGUCCCAUCCUCAACGACGAACAGCUAGAGGAACAAUUGCACGAGGCACUUGAUCAAGCAGUCACGGGGUUCAGGGAAAUGAGAGAAAGGGUCCUGGCACAUCUAGAGGAUCGAGAGCCCGUCCUUGACCGACCGCCGCCAGACCAUACGGGAGGGAAGUUCAUCCCUGGGCAUGGGUAUCACGGACAUCCACCUCUUCCGAGGCCACUGCAAAUGGAGGACAGGGGUGAAGACGAAGAAGAUGAAGACCUGGAAGAAGAUCCGGAGAGUUUUGCCGAGGGCGAGGCGAGGGUCCGAAGGGAGGCGUUGGAACGGUUCAUUAGGAGUUACAGGGAGAGGUUUAGGGAUACCUUGGACCGGAGGGAUGUGGAGAGGAGAGAGAGGAUGAUGAGGGCCUGGGCAGAGGGUAGGCAGUACGUUAUCGAGGUCGAGGAACCGGACGAGCAGUCGCCGCAGGAUAAGAAAGGGAAGAAGAAGGGGAGGAAGGGAGCUACUGCCUCUAGAGGAGGUAGAGGUGCUGGUGCUGGUGCUGGUGCUGGUGCGGCUUCCAGCGCUGCUCCUGAUGAUCCUUUCGCUCCCGCUCCUGCCCCUGCUCCUGCCCCUGCUCCUGCCCCGGCCCCAUCCCGUACUACCCGAGCUCGAGCCUCUGCUGCCCCGGUUCCUGCUGCGCCCAUUACGCGGAGCACUCGCAACAGACCUGCUGCACAUGAUUCGGAUGAAGAAGCUCAACUGGUCGCUCAACUGCAAGAGGAAGAAGCCCGACGAGAGGCGGAAAGGCAGCAAGCUGAUGAGCAACUCGCGGCGCGGAGGGCAGCAAGGGCAGCUAGAAGGGAUGCUGUAGCACAAGCUCAGCCAGCUCCGACACCGGCACCGGCACCGGCUCCGGCAACAGCUCAGAGACCGGCACCACAACCCCGAGUUCCAGCUCAGCAACCGUCCCGCGCAGCAGAUCCCGCCAAACAGGCACCUCGCUCAGCUGCUCCCGCUAGUCAAGCAGCCCGGCCAGCCUCAACUCGCCCAGCUGGUACAGUUCCCAGCCAGCCUCGUUCUUCAGGAGGCCAACCUCGUCCUUCGGGAAGUCAACCCCGUCCUUCAGGAAGUCAACCUCGUCCACCCCCUCCCCCUCCCGCCCCCCUUCCCCGUCAACGCCGCCGCGGUGACCCCGAUCCCGAUGUCUACCAACCGCUCCCCAUUCCACCCAACGAGACUGCCGCACAACGCGCCGCUCGCAUUCAGCGUGACAAGGAUGAACGGAAGAAACAUCGCGACAGGAAGUAUCAAGCGGAGAGACGAGCAAGGGCGCGCGAGGCAGAGGAUGCUAUUGCCGCAGCAAAGAAAGGGAAGAAAAAGAAGCAGAAUGAGGAGGAUGACUACGAGGAUGAAGAUGAGGAAGAUGAGGAAGACGAAGAAGAAAUGACAGAAGAGCAGAAGAAGCGAAAAGAGGAGUUGAGGAGGUUGAAUGCCAAGAGGCUGAAAGAUAAGUUGUAUAGAAGGCGGAAGAGGGCGAGAGAGAGGGAGGAGGCGAGGAGGGCUGAGGAGGAGGAGGAGGAGGAGGAGGAUAGUGAUGAUGAUGACGAGGGUGAGGGUGAUAAGGGGAAGAAAAAGAAGAAGGGGAAGGCUAUCGACAAAGGCAAGGGAAAGGCCAUCGACAAAGGCAAGGGAAAGGCCGUCGACAAGGGUAAAGGCAAGACCACGAAGUCCACGAAGAAGGGCAAGAAAAAGGAUGACUCGUCUGAUGAAGAUGAGGACUCGGACCAAAGCAACGAGUCGUACGGCGACGAGGACUUCAACAACUACCGCGGUCGCGUAGGAGAAAGCAGCGCGGUGGGAGGUCGAAGAGAAGCUAGGGCGACGAGAGGAGUUAGUAGAGUUGUACAUGAAGAGGAGGAGGACGAGAAUGAGGAGGACGCCGACUUGAGCGAGUCGGAUUCUGAGGAUGAUCUGUCUAGUGAUGAUGAUUGGGAGGCGUAG